CUUUGUCCUGAGUUUUCACCGAGCUUCCUCGUCCCCACUGCGACCGGCAUCCCGAGACUCCCGCAGCCUUCCAACUUUCAGACUCCCCUGCGACUCCGCCUCCCUCGGGACCCCCCAAACUCCUCUGACCCCCGAAAAUCUCUGACUGCUCGACUGUCCCCAAGGCUGCAGGACCCCCGCCAUGGCCCGCUCUUACGGCAGCCGGGUGCUGGCCGCGAUGAUCCUGCUGGGCAUCCCGGCGGCGGUAUUGGCGGCUCUGGGCGCGCAGCUGCUGUUUCAGCUGCAGGCGGGCCGCGCGGAGCUGCGGGGCCCGCGCACCGACGGGCUAAGUCCGGAGCUGGGCGCGGGCCCCGGGCUGCCCGAGGACGCGGCCGGGGCGCUGCUGCCGCUGGCCGCAGCGCUGGCCGCUCUCGCCCUGGUGCUGGGCCUCACCUGCCUGCUGCUCGCCGCUCUCUGCGGCCACCUGGGCGCCGAGCUGGCCAGGGGGCCUGGCCCCGGCAGGUCUGACUGGUUUCUGUACGACUGCCGCCUCCUCAGACAUGUGGCCCUCGGCCUCUUCUGCUGCGGGGUCUCCGUCUACUUAGCAGCACUGUCCAUCUACGCUCUGCUGCUCUUCGAGAUCGAGACCGGAGCAGCAGCUGCCUCCAUCCUUGGCUUGGGUGCCCUGGCCCUGGUGGCUGUGCUGACCCACACUCUGCUCCGGGCCGCCCGGGCCACCCGCCGUGGCCUCCAUGAGCUGUCCCCACCGCACUUUGAAGAUGACCCCGUCCGCCCUGCUGAAGUCUCCAAGGCCAGCCCUGAGGCUCAGCCCCAACAGGGUACCCACCACCGAACUCCCUACUCAUUUUGCCCAGAACCUGGGGACCCCCUCAGACCCACAGUCACUACCACAGCAGCUGCAGCCAUGGGGGGAGGCUGGGAGAGCAGCCUGCCUGCAUCCCGAAUGCACCGGUCGCUAUCAGCCAGUGGGGGGCACUGGGAGGGGGUCACCCACGAGAUGCGCAGCAUGCUGAGCCACAAGCCAGGGGGUUCGGGAAAGGACUCCACGCUGGUAUGAGCCCAGGGCUCGGGGAUAGAGAGCGGGUGUCAGGCAGCAGGAAUAGCACUCUGUAGAGCUAGAUCCAGGGUCAGUUACAGUAGCAGUACAACUUGAUUUCUCUCUGAGUUCACAGCAUCCUUGGCUUUUGUCCUCAAGUUUGUCACAUGGCACAAGAUGGCUGCCAGAGCUCCAGCCCUCACCUCCUCACUUGGAGGGAAAGGCAGAGGUCAGGGCUGGCUCAGCAUCUCUUGGACUUCUUCCUGGGAGGCCUUGAAACCCUCCUGUUUAUAUCUCACUGACCAGAACAGAGACAUAUGGCCACACCUUGCUACAGGGGGAGGCUGGGAAAUGUAGCUGUGCAGAGGAAUGAGGUCCUCUGAUAGGCAGGAGGGGGUGGUGGGGCUUAGGUGGUAGUUCUCUAA
Rhinolophus ferrumequinum (greater horseshoe bat) is the source of this 1461-nucleotide messenger RNA. RefSeq names its product transmembrane protein 221 (gene TMEM221). Bases 182 to 1057 code for a protein of 291 amino acids. Lineage: Eukaryota; Metazoa; Chordata; Mammalia; Chiroptera; Rhinolophidae. The record is from RefSeq and is a predicted model, not a curated record. The transcript is spliced from 3 exons.